AUGGCAUCAAACAAAGUUGCUUUCUUCUUGAUUCUUUGCUUAUGUGUUCUCUCAACCGCAGAGUUUGGAGAAGCACAAAUCCCAACGGGAAUAAAAUGCCAAGAUCCAAACGGCAAGGACAUAAAAUCGGAGUGUCUAAUCUACUGUACAGAUGUUGGUUAUCUCGGUGGUAAUUGCCAAGGCUACAAAAAUCAUUAUAUGUGUGAGUGUUAUGAAGGAUAA
This is a messenger RNA of Thlaspi arvense, 222 nucleotides long. The record is from the annotation of a GenBank genome assembly. Lineage: Eukaryota; Viridiplantae; Streptophyta; Magnoliopsida; Brassicales; Brassicaceae.